AAGUUGUGUCGGUUGGUCGGUAUUUUUUGUGCCACAUUAUAAACAAGUUAAAAGAAAAAUACCUAAGAAAACUAAAAAUAAAAAUUUUAAAUAUUUUUUGGAAAAAAAAAACCCAAACAUUUAAAAAGGAAGGGAAGAGUGGUGGGCAGCGAGUGUGUGAGGGUUUUUAUAAGGUGUGUUGCUGCGUAGUGCGUUCGCGUAUAUUGGAGUGGCUGCUGGUGCUGUUGAAGCUGCUAAUGAUUGCUGUUGCAUCGUUAAGUCUGCGUGCAUGAGUGUUGUUUGCCUUCACAAUUGAAUGAUUUAAAGUUGUCUUCUUUAUCUUUUUUUGAAAAUUCGCUGCACGUUUACUCAUAUUACUUUUACAUGUCCAUGUAUGUAAUUUUGGAAAGCUAGUGCUUAAAAUUUGUGUUGGUCCAUUGUUAAGACAAUUUUAUUGAAAAUUCUUUACUGAAAAACAAGAAAAAAAAAAUAACAAUUAAAAACACUCUUAAAAAAGUUUUUCAAAAGAAGCAGUUAAAACAAAAAAAUAUAUAAAAAGCCAUUAAAUUUUGACAUCAACUUGUUUAUUUACUUUUUUAUUAUAUUUAUUGUUGCAGCACAAGUGUGUUUUUCAUGUCACUAUUUUAACAUUUAUUGUUAUUUUCCACACUUGCUCCAUUAAUUGUACUUCUUCAACUGUGCUCCUGCUCCGCCUCUAUAUCCUCCUUUAAACUCGUAUACCGCCGCGUUUGGUUGCCUUUUUGUUUUGUCGUUGUUGUCAGUUUAUGAGUUCAUUAUUAAAGUUGGUCGGGGGUGUUUAAGUGAAUUGUCACCGUCAUACAAUCAUACAUACGUGUUUGUUCAUACAUUGUUUUAUUUUAAUUACAUUUCUUGCUGUUGUUGUCGUUGUUGGUGUGGACGUUAUUUAUGAAUCCAGAUGAAAUUACUUUUUUGCCACGCAUUGCUGAAGAAAAGAAAAAUCUUGGUAACGACCAAUACAAAGCACAAAACUAUCAGUCUGCUUUGAAAUUCUACUCGGACGCCAUAUCACUAUGUCCCGAUUCGGCAACGUACUAUGGCAAUCGUGCUGCCUGUUAUAUGAUGUUAUCCAACUAUACGAAUGCAUUAAAUGAUGCUCGUACCGCAGUGCGUUUAGAUCCUAAAUUUGAAAAAGCCUAUGUGCGUAUUGCUAAAUGUUGUGUGGCCAAGGGUGAUAUUAUUGGCACCGAACAGGCAAUUAAACGUAUAGAAGAAAUUGAUGCUCAAAGUAAUGCUGUUAAUGCCGAGAAACAGGCUGUACAGCAAUUAAGACAAUUGGAACAGACCAUACAAACUAAUUACGAUACGAAAGCCUAUCGUAAUGUAGUUUACUAUUUGGACUCGGCCAUUAAACUAGCACCAGCUUGUUACCGUUAUCGUCUUUUGAAAGCCGAAUGUUUGGCUUAUUUGGGUCGCUGUGAUGAAGCUGUUGACAUUGCCAUUAGUGUUAUGAAAUUGGAUAGUACCUCGGCUGACGCCAUUUAUGUGCGUGGUUUGUGUUUCUAUUAUACCGACAAUUUAGAGAAGGGCAUUAAACAUUUCGAAUUGGCCUUACAAUUGGAUCCCGAUCAUAAAAAAGCCAAAGAGAUGCGCACCAAAAGCAAAACCCUCAAGGAUAUGAAAGAGAACGGCAAUGUUCUGUUCAAAUCCGGCCGCUAUCGUGAAGCUCAAGCUGUCUACACGGAUGCCUUACAAAUCGAUGAAUUCAAUAAAGAUAUCAAUUCGAAACUUUUAUACAAUCGCGCCUUAGUCCACUCUAAAAUCAAUAAUCUGCGUGAGGCGGUAGCUGAUUGUACUCGUGUUUUAGAAAUUAAUGAUAAAUACUUAAAGGCGUUGUUGUUGCGUGCCCGUUGCUAUAAUGAUCUCGAGAAAUUCGAUGAAUGUGUUAAUGAUUAUGAGGCCGCCUUACAGAUUCAAAAGACUCCGGAGAUUAAGAAAUUGUUGCGUGAUGCCAAAUUUGCUUUGAAGAAAUCUAAACGUAAGGAUUAUUAUAAGAUUUUGGGUGUCUCUCGCAGUGCUGGCGAAGAGGAGAUAAAGAAGGCUUAUCGCAAGAAGGCUUUAGUUCAUCAUCCCGAUCGUCAUGCCAACAGUUCGCCUGAGGAACGUAAAGAGCAGGAGUUAAAAUUUAAGGAAAUUGGUGAGGCUUAUGCGAUUUUGUCGGAUCAAAGGAAAAAGAUGCGUUACGAUAGUGGUCAAGAUAUGGAAGAACAUGAACAGGCUGAUUUUGAUCCUAAUCAAAUGUUCCGUCACUUCUUCCAAUUUGGUGGUGGCCCUACCGGUCAAUCGUUUGGGUUUGAAUUUUAAACAUAAAUUGAAAAAAGUUGCGUUAUUAUUGUCAUCUAAAAAUAACAACAUGAACUCUUAAAACUCUUUAAACAAAAUCAACAACCAACUAUACCACCCGCCGUCGUCAUUGUUGUCAUCCUUAACAAUAUUACCAUAAAAAAAAGAACACAACAACAGCAAUUGCAACAAAAUCUUUAAAAACGCAACAAAAAACCCCUUUUUAAAAAAAUUAUAUAAUUUUGCAUGUUCAUUAAAAAUUAAAUACAAAUUUAAUAAACAUUAUAUAAAUGAUAAAAUUUAAUAAUAAAAAUUAAAACUUAAUAUAUUCCAACAAAUGCCACAUGACAGACAACAAGAAAAAAAAACUAAAACUAAUUUAACAGCAUAUUAGAAAAGAAAAUAUAAAUAAAUAAUUGUGGACUUAAUAGCAAAAAAACCUAAUUUCAAAAAAAAAGAAUUAAAAUUUGUUAAAAUUAAUUGAAUUCAAUAUCAAUAUAACUGAUUAAAUUUAAAAAAUAAAUAAAUAAAAAAAUACCUUAUAGCUAAACCACAAAUUAUACUUAGAUUAAACAUAGAUUUUACAUAAAAACAUAAUGAAAAUAAAACAAAACAGCAAAAAAAUAUAGAAAAAAAUCAAAAACAAUGUAUUUGUUAUUGUAAAAUUACUU
Lucilia cuprina (Australian sheep blowfly) is the source of this 2972-nucleotide messenger RNA. It is a transcript of the gene Tpr2, whose product is annotated as dnaJ homolog subfamily C member 7. The record is from RefSeq and is a predicted model, not a curated record. Gene Ontology annotation, molecular function: protein binding. NCBI's taxonomy places the organism in Eukaryota, Metazoa, Arthropoda, Insecta, Diptera, Calliphoridae. The transcript has 4 exons. The coding region runs from base 907 to 2322 and encodes 471 amino acids.